UCUGUCAUUCUAGCAUACUUCAAAUUUUGCAAACCCGUCUACGAAAUUUUUUGUUUUGUUCUUCUGAAGCAGAUUGAGCCUCCCUCUGGUGACAGAAGGGCAACCAUCAUUGGUAAUUUUUCUUUUGGUUUCCACUUUUAUAUUGGGACGACGUGACAUUUAUUUGCUGAUAUCAUACACAACGGAUGCUUUAUCCGCAGCAACUCCAAAGCCCCCCGGUAAAGAAGGCACAAAAUAGAGAAGGGUAAACCCGCCAUGGUCCAAUCACCUUCCCACCAACAAUGCAUUCUCGGCUGAGAGUUUUUCUUGCACGAGCCGCCAGAAAAUCUGCGGGUCUUUCUUCCCCUUCAUUUUCGCCGAAUCCAAGAGUUCUAUCAAAUGGAGAGUAUACUGGUUUUGCCAAUGUUGCUGUAAGUUCUCGUCGGCUCCAGUCGCAGAUUUUGACUUAUUACUCUGUUGUAGUUCGACGUGGCUUCUCUGGCUACGCUGUCGAGCAGUUCUCCGACGAUGAAUAUGAAUGCGACUACGAAAACCAUCCGGUCUCAUCAUCAGUGGCGAAUAUUGAUGAAUGGAAAUGGAAACUUAGCAUGUUGGUACGAAGUGAUAAGGAUCAAGAAAUAGUGUCCAAAGAUAAAAGGGACCGGAGGGACUUCGAACAAAUAUCUAGCCUUGCCAAACGAAUGGGGCUUUACUGUGAAAUAUACGGGAAAGUGGUAGUUGCCAGCAAGGUUCCUCUUCCCAACUACAGGCCAGAUCUGGAUGAUAAGAGGCCUCAAAGGGAGGUUGUCAUCCCCUUGAGCUUGCAAAGAAGGGUGGAAGGUUUGCUCCAAGAACAUCUUGACAGAAGAAUUGUGAACUCUGAUGAAGUGGGUGACACUUCAGAUAAAAUGAAGGUCAAUCAGGAUUCUUUCCUUGAUGGUUCUGUUAUGGAGAGAGUUCUACAGCGGCGCAGCUUGCGCAUGCGAAAUAUGCAGAGAGCUUGGCAGGAAUCACCUGAAGGUAGGAGAAUGCUGGACUUCAGGAAGUCUCUCCCUGCGUUCAUGGAGAAGGAAAGGCUCCUUCAAGCAAUUGCGAGGAAUCAGGUUGUGGUGAUUUCUGGGGAGACUGGAUGUGGUAAAACCACUCAACUUCCUCAAUAUAUUUUGGAGUCUGAAAUAGAGUCCGGUCGGGGAGCAUUUUGUAGCAUUAUCUGUACACAACCUCGAAGAAUAUCAGCCAUGGCUGUUGCAGAAAGAGUUUCUGCUGAGAGGGGAGAGCCUCUUGGGGAAUCAGUUGGAUUUAAAGUAAGAUUGGAGGGAAUGAAAAGCAAGAACACACAUUUGCUCUUUUGUACCAGUGGAAUUCUGCUCCGUAGGCUCUUGAGUGAUAGAAACCUUGAUGGCGUAACUCAUGUUUUUGUUGAUGAAAUUCAUGAGCGAGGCAUGAAUGAAGACUUCUUGUUGAUUGUCUUGAAGGAUCUUCUUCCACGGCGGCGCGAUUUGAGAUUGAUCUUGAUGAGUGCAACUCUGAAUGCUGAUCUAUUUUCGAGUUAUUUUGGUGAAGCACCAAUGAUUCACAUUCCUGGUUUCACCUAUCCUGUAAGAGCUCAUUUUCUGGAAGAUAUACUGGAAAUGACUGGGUAUAAGCUGACUUCAUUCAACCAAGUAGACGAUUAUGGCCAAGAGAAGAUGUGGAAGACUCAAAGACAACUAGCUCCAAGGAAAAGGAAAAAUCAAAUCACUAAUCUUGUUGAGGAAGCGCUGAGUAAAUCAAAUUUUGAGAAUUAUAGCUCCAGGGUACACGAGUCCUUGUCGUGCUGGACACCAGAUUGUGUUGGAUUUAACCUUAUUGAAGCUGUACUGUGUCACAUAUGUCGCAAGGAGCGCCCUGGUGCUGUGUUAGUAUUUAUGACAGGGUGGGAGGAUAUUAGCUGUUUGAGGGAUCAAAUAAAAGCUCACCCUCUCUUAGGAGACCCCAAUAGAGUCCUUUUGCUUACAUGCCAUGGUUCAAUGGCAACCUCCGAACAGAAACUCAUAUUUGAGAAGCCACCUCCUAAUGUUCGCAAAAUAAUACUAGCCACAAAUAUGGCCGAGGCAAGUAUUACAAUUAAUGACAUAGUUUUUGUUGUUGACUGUGGAAAAGCGAAGGAGACCACUUAUGAUGCCCUUAAUAACACACCAUGUUUGUUGCCUUCAUGGAUCUCCCAAGCUUCUGCUCGGCAAAGAAGGGGCAGGGCUGGUCGUGUGCAGCCAGGCGAGUGCUACCACCUAUAUCCACGAUGUGUUUUUGAAGCUUUUGCUGAAUAUCAACUUCCUGAACUUUUAAGAACCCCCUUGAACUCUCUCUGCUUGCAAAUUAAAAGUUUAGAAGUUGAAAGUAUUGGAGAUUUUCUGUCUGCUGCUCUUCAGCCGCCUGAACCAUUGGCUGUGCAAAAUGCUGUUGAUUUUUUGAAGAUGAUUGAUGCAUUAGAUGAAAAUGAGAACCUAACACAUCUUGGUAAGUUCUUGACAGUGCUUCCAGUUGAUCCUAAGCUGGGGAAAAUGCUAAUUAUGGGUGCUAUUAUGCGCUGCUUUGACCCUAUUUUGACUAUUGUAUCUGGCCUCAGUGUUAGGGAUCCUUUUCUUUUGCCUCAAGAUAAGAAGGAUUUAGCUGGGACCGCCAAGUCCAGAUUCUCAGCAAAGGACUAUAGUGAUCAUAUGGCUCUUGUUCGCGCAUAUGAAGGAUGGAAGGAUGCAGACAGAGAAGGAUCUGCAUACGAGUAUUGCUGGAGAAACUUCCUCUCUGUCCAAACACUUCAAGCUAUCCAUUCCCUUCGUAAGCAGUUUACCUACAUUUUGAAAGAUGCUGGGUUGCUAGACACAGAUGGAGCAACUAGUAACAGAUUAAGUCACAACCAAUCGUUGGUUCGUGCUGUUAUUUGUUCUGGCCUAUUUCCUGGUAUUGCAUCUGUAGUGCACAGAGAAACGUCAAUGUCUUUCAAAACAAUGGAUGAUGGGCAGGUGUUACUCUAUGCGAAUUCUGUGAAUGCACGUUACCAAACAAUACAAUACCCAUGGUUGGUGUUUGGUGAGAAGGUGAAAGUCAAUACUGUAUUCAUACGUGAUUCAACUGGAGUAUCUGAUUCCAUUUUGAUCCUGUUUGGUGGUAAACUUUACCAUGGUGUUACGCCAGGAAAUCUUAAAAUGUUGGAAGGAUAUAUCGACUUCUUCAUGGAUCCAAGUUUAGCAGAGUGUUAUGUGACGCUAAAGGAGGAGCUUGAUAAGCUUAUACAGAAGAAGCUUCAAGAUCCCGACCUGGACAUCGACAAGGACGGCAAGUAUCUGAUGCAUGCUGUACAGGAGUUGGUAUCGGGUGAUCAAUGUGAAGGGAGGUUUGUUUUUGGUCGUGAAAGCAAGAGACCAAGAGAGUCCUGUGAUAAAGAUAGGUUUACCAAAGAUGGAACAAAUCCCAAGAGUUUGCUGCAGACACUGUUGAUGAGAGCUGGUCACUCACCUCCCAAAUAUAAAACAAAACAUCUUAAGACAAAUGAAUUCAGAGCAUUGGUGGAAUUCAAAGGGAUGCAGUUUGUGGGGAAACCAAAGAAAAAUAAGGCCCUAGCAGAGAAAGAUGCAGCUAUAGAAGCGUUAGCAUGGUUAACUCACACAUCUGAUAAUAAUCAUAACGAAGAUCAUAAUUCUCCACCAGAUGUCACGGACAACAUGCUGAAACUUCUUGGCAGGCGGAGGAGAUCAAAACGGCAUUCACAUUAAAGUAGUGGACUCAGGACAGAUUAUCUGCCAGCUGAAGUCACUUAGUUCACAUCAGGCAGUUGCUUGAUCAGAUUUUGAUAAAGUUAAGGAUAGAGCUCAUUUGUCCACUUCUUCGAUACAAUGUGAGAUCUUGAAGUCUAAUAUCUAUUGUCCAGUCUUCUGGUGAAGGAGGCUUGGAACUCAUUUUCUCAGAUGUUCACGGAAGCGCGCCAUGAUUGCCUGUUGGUGCAAAUGUUCUCAUGCCGUUUUCUUUGUAAAUAUUCUCUCCACAAAUAUAGUGUUCAAAACUGUCUGUACAGCAACCUUAUGCUGCUUGGAUGGAUCGCACCCCAUAGGUGACCCGUGAGUUUUGGCACUACUAUUUCUAUUUGUUGGGAAUUAUAGAAAAAAAAUAAAAUAUUAAUUUAUUAUGA
Sesamum indicum (sesame) is the source of this 4141-nucleotide messenger RNA. NCBI's taxonomy places the organism in Eukaryota, Viridiplantae, Streptophyta, Magnoliopsida, Lamiales, Pedaliaceae. The record is from RefSeq and is a predicted model, not a curated record.